CAGCUUGGCAUGAGCUCCCCGGCCUGCCAUCCUCCACGAUCCAGCACGAUCACGGCCCCGACCUCGCCACCCACACUGCCGGCGUCAUGCACGUACCGGCCGACGGCAACGUCGUAUCUAACCACCGGAUGCGAGUUCGCAUGCCCGACCACCACCUCGGUGUGGUGCAUUUCGGAUGCGUAUGUCGUGCUGGCGUGCGGAUGCGACCGCGCCGCCGUCAGCCCGACGACCGUCACCCGGUGCCCGACGGCGAGCGUACACUGCCUGCAGUGUUCUACUGGAUGGGGAAUCGCCACCAUAACCGACCCGAACUGCCCGUCGUCCACGACUGAAACGGCGAGUGCG
Molecule: messenger RNA, 345 nt
Organism: Thermothelomyces thermophilus ATCC 42464
Lineage: Eukaryota; Fungi; Ascomycota; Sordariomycetes; Sordariales; Chaetomiaceae
Exons: 2
Source: RefSeq, a predicted model, not a curated record